ACGGUACUCGUUAAAAUGAAGGUACCGGAGGAGGAAUCCAUGAGUGACAUUUUGAAGCGGCUGACGGGCGAGUCCGCGCUCCCUGUCUACUGCAACAUCGAGAAGUUCAAACGAGGACGGGACAAUUUAUACUUCGUCGCCGAGGACUUCAGCGAAACUGUGAAAAAACGAGAGUUGGUCAACGCCAAGGAACGAAUGAGAAUCAGGAACUUGAAUACCAUGUUCUCCCGCUUGAAAAGGAUGGUGCCACUGAUGCGACCAGACCGAAAGCCCAGCAAAGUGGACACACUCAAAGCUGCCACAGAAUACAUUCGACUGCUGCUUGCAGUUUUGCAGGAAACUGACAGUGAUGAUGGCAGUGGGACUGAUUUCUUAAAGAAUGCAAUCACCUACAGUCAGACUGAAGGCCUUGGUAGUGACCUUUGGCGAGUGGAUGAUUUGCUGAGCAUGUCAGAGGAACAAAUUGAUGAUGGAUUCACUUUGCCCCCUGAACCGGUGACAGACAAUGGAGAGAUGACCAGACUGAUGUUGCAGCACUGUGUGAUGCCAACAUACCAGUUCAUCAUCCAAGUAGCUCCUGAUCAGCCUGCGACAUCUCAACCCUGCUAA
This is a messenger RNA of Pelmatolapia mariae (spotted tilapia), 609 nucleotides long. RefSeq names its product folliculogenesis specific bHLH transcription factor (gene figla). Gene Ontology annotation, biological process: regulation of transcription by RNA polymerase II; developmental process. The record is from RefSeq and is a predicted model, not a curated record. The coding region runs from base 16 to 609 and encodes 197 amino acids. Gene Ontology annotation, molecular function: DNA-binding transcription factor activity, RNA polymerase II-specific; protein dimerization activity; RNA polymerase II transcription regulatory region sequence-specific DNA binding. The transcript has 5 exons. NCBI's taxonomy places the organism in Eukaryota, Metazoa, Chordata, Actinopteri, Cichliformes, Cichlidae.